UCCGGUGGGGACAUUUUGAGGAACGGAUCCAUUUCCGUUCAACCAGCAAUAAAGAAAGCACUCGGCGGCGCCAAGCUUUUGGCUUCGCGGGUCAAUUUUUUUUGAAAGUCUUUUGGCAGAAUCCGAUCUUAAUCGGAGCCAUCCCAACAGCAAUCAUGACGGUCGGAAAGAGCAGUAAGAUGCUGCAGCACAUCGACUACAGGAUGCGCUGUAUAUUGCAGGACGGCCGAAUUUUCAUCGGGACCUUUAAAGCCUUCGACAAACAUAUGAACCUCAUUUUGUGUGACUGCGACGAGUUCAGAAAGAUCAAGCCCAAAAAUUCCAAGCAGCCAGAGAGGGAGGAGAAGCGAGUACUGGGUUUGGUGUUGCUCAGAGGAGAGAAUCUGGUAUCGAUGACUGUCGAAGGACCACCUCCCAAAGAUACUGGCAUUGCCAGGGUGCCCCUGGCUGGUGUGGCAGGAGGCCCAGGUGUGGGCAGAGCAGCAGGCAGAGGUGUACCAGCUGGAGCUCCAAUGGCCCAGGCUCCUGCUGGACUUGCUGGACCGGUGAGAGGAGUUGGUGGCCCAUCACAACAGGUGAUGACCCCUCAGGGCAGAGGCACAGUGGCUGCAGCAGCAGCUGGUGCCAGCAUCGCUGGCGCACCCACACAGUAUCCACCUGGCCGAGGUGGCCCUCCUCCUCCCAUGGCCAGAGGUGCACCACCUCCAGGCAUGAUGGGUCCUCCACCAGGCAUGAGGCCACCUAUGGGCCCCCCAAUGGGCAUACCACCAGGCCGUGGUGCCCCAAUGGGCAUGCCCCCUCCAGGAAUGAGACCACCACCACCCGGAAUGAGAGGGCCUCCUCCUCCAGGCAUGCGUCCGCCAAGACCUUGAUUUGCCACAUUGGAAGAGAAUGUUAUAUGAGCCUGUUCUGUUCUGCCAGCUCUGGGUUGUUGUAUAGUUUCAAAUGGUUUUGCUUUUUUGUAUUUUUCUUUAUUUUAAAAUAAAGUGUCUAUUUGA
Molecule: messenger RNA, 998 nt
Organism: Silurus meridionalis
Lineage: Eukaryota; Metazoa; Chordata; Actinopteri; Siluriformes; Siluridae
Gene: snrpb
Product: small nuclear ribonucleoprotein polypeptides B and B1
Exons: 7
Coding region: 156-872 (238 amino acids)
Biological process (GO): mRNA splicing, via spliceosome
Cellular component (GO): U1 snRNP; U2 snRNP; U2-type prespliceosome
Molecular function (GO): RNA binding
Source: RefSeq, a predicted model, not a curated record